Molecule: messenger RNA, 2711 nt
Organism: Paramormyrops kingsleyae
Lineage: Eukaryota; Metazoa; Chordata; Actinopteri; Osteoglossiformes; Mormyridae
Gene: sntb2
Product: syntrophin, beta 2
Cellular component (GO): dystrophin-associated glycoprotein complex; synapse; intracellular anatomical structure
Molecular function (GO): protein binding; structural molecule activity
Source: RefSeq, a predicted model, not a curated record
GGCCGCGCUUCAUGAAUAUAUAAAGCGGCCCGGAGCGGAGGUUUUUUCUGAGGGGUGGGGUUUGCUCCUUCUUUAGGAAGGUUCCGCUUCUCGUCUUUCUCGUAAAGUGGUCGGUGCGGAAUUCGGCUCCCGGGUGGGUGUGUCGGAGCGGGUCGCGGCGCUUCUGCUCACCUCGGGACGGGGCGGGAGGGGGAGGAAGAGCGGAAAAGUUCAAUAUGAAUUUAGUGUGAAGCCCGAACCAGAGUUACUAGCAUGGCCAUCUGGACCCGAGCGGACAAAAAUGGACAGCUGGACCUCCUGUUUCGGGACCGCUGGAUCCGUGUUUCAGCCGAGCUGACCCAAGAGACUUUAACUCUUACGGCCGAGGCGGAGAUAACUGGACCCGGGAAUGGCGCCGAUCACGCGUCGCCGGGCCUGCGGAGCUCGGUGUCCAACGGAAACCAGUCAGGAGCAUCACCGGAUAACCCGAACCGCAGCCGGACACAGAGCCACGGCGUGCCGCGACGGAGCAGCAGCCCGGUGCGCGGGGGUAUGGGCAGGGGUCAGCCCGAAGGCAGCCACGGCUUCGCCAGUCCCGGUUCGGCCAGGUCGGCCAACGACAACGGGACUAAUUCUGAUUUUGGAAGCCCGGGAUCCAGCUAUGGUAGCCCUGGAUCCAGCGUAAGUUCUAAGCACGGUGAUCCCGCCGCCAACUUCGACAACAACCCGUCGGAGGGAGUGCGGAAAGUUCGGGUUAUCAAGCAGGAGUCGGGGGGACUGGGUAUCAGCAUCAAAGGGGGCAGGGAGAACCGAAUGCCCAUCCUGAUCUCCAAGAUCUUCCCGGGACUCGCAGCGGACCAGAGCCAGGCUCUCCGUGUGGGCGACGCGAUCCUGUCAGUCAACGGGAUAGACCUCCGCGACGCCACGCACGACUCAGCGGUGCAGGCGCUUAAGAAGGCCGGCAAAGAGGUGACGCUGGAAGUGAAGUACAUCAGGGAGGUUUCGCCGCUCUUCAAGAAGCCCAACCUGGCAUCAGAUCUACCUUGGGACGCAAUUCGGGAUGGGGUGCGGGGCACGCACUCCCCCAGCCUGGGCGGGAGUGAGGACUCCGGCUCCCCGACCCUCCGGGGCUUCGGUCUCAAGGAUAGGAAAGUCAUACCUCUGAAGAUGUGCUACAUCUGCCGGAACCUGACCAUGCCAGACUUUGAGAACAGGCUGCUGGAGCUGCACUCCCCCGACAACCUGCACACAGUAAUCCUGCGCUGUAAAGACAGUGCCAGUGCCAAUUCCUGGUUCACGGCCAUCCACGCCAACAUCACCGCCCUGCUGCCCCAGGCGCUGGCCCACAUCAACUCCAUCCUGCGCAUGGGUGCCGGCGGUUCCCACCGCCACCUCAAUCACAUUGGCUGGCUGGCCGAGCAGAUGCAGAUGGACGGCAUGCGGCACCACUACCGGCCGGUCGUCAUGGCGCUGACAGAUAAAGACAUCCUGCUCUUUUACUCAGUGCCCUGGACCCAUGAGGCGUGGGCCUCCCCCAUGGUGAUACACCCACUGCUGGCCACCAGACUUGUGCAUUCCGGCAGUGCCCGUGGCUCCCCAGCGCUGGGCGGGGACCUUGUGUUCGGCACACGAACGGGCACGCCACAUGGGGUCGAGUCCCAUAUUUUCCGAGUAGAGACCCACUGGGACCUGUCGACAUGGACACGGGUCCUGGUGCAGGGGGGAAAUGCAGUCGCCGCACUCGUCAGAGAGGUGUCCAUCGGCUGCCUUUUCGGCCAACAGGAAGUGCGGCUCACCGUGCACUAUGACAAGGGCUUCACCGUCACCCGCGAGAAGGACGACUCUGCAGGGGACACCGUGCUCUUCCGCUACCCCUUUGAGAAGCUUCGCAUGUCGGCCGAUGACGGGAUCCGACACCUUUACCUGGACUUCGGUGGGCCCGAGGGCGAGCUGGGAUUCGACCUGAACACCAGUCCCAAGCCCAUGGUCUUUGUGCUCCAUUCCUUCCUGUCGGCUAAACUGACCCGCCUGGGGCUGCAGACAUGAAGCCAAGGAGCCGGCGGGGGGGGGGGCCUUCCUUCCCAUUUCUCCUGUGCCAUCCAUGGCAACCGUACGGGCCCCGUCCCCGCCGCCCGUCUGUCCGUCUGUCCGUCCCCGGCCGUGUCUGCAUGCGUGUGCGCGCUCUGUCAGACUGGGUGGCCCCUGCCACGCAGAUCCGCGCUGCCGGCCGCCAUCAGGAUUUUGCCAAAUGUGCCUUAAGUGAAAUGAGGACAAAAGGAGGAGGGAGAAAAAGCUUUUUAAACUCUGCCAUUUUCUUUUUUUGCCGUUUUAAGAGGCCAUAGUGUUAAAACGUACGCUUCAAACGAUAUGCACAGAAAUAGCAACUUAUAUAUUUUUAUAUGCUUUCUCUGUUUUAUUUGUUUUACUCUGCAUGACUUGAUUGUACUUUUUAUGAGACGCUCUAGUUGUCGGAAGCGGGAGCCUGACUUUCCCGGGGUCCUUGACCACGAAAGUUCAGCAGGACCCAAUGGCUCAUCCGCCCUCCCCCUGUGUGAUAACACACGUUUCACCCCAUAAUUAACAUAUUUAUGAUUUAUUAUAACAUGGAUUUAUGAUUAUUCUCGUACCUUGUUACAUUUUCACUAUUAUUUGCCAAACCACACCUCCACUUUCAUCUCUGUUGUGUUUUUUUUCCCUCUGAAUUUAUACAAAUAUGAAUGUAUGCUGGUUAA